Chiloscyllium plagiosum (whitespotted bambooshark) is the source of this 1892-nucleotide messenger RNA. Lineage: Eukaryota; Metazoa; Chordata; Chondrichthyes; Orectolobiformes; Hemiscylliidae. The record is from RefSeq and is a predicted model, not a curated record.
UCCGCACAGUAAAACAUAUUACAUGCAACUUAGAGCUAAACCCAAUGGAGUCAAAUACAGAGGUUACUGGAGCAGCUGGUCAGACACCUUCACUGCUACAAUCCCAGGUUCUAUGAAUCCGACAGCAGUGUCCCUUGUUGUUGGUGUCACACUACUUUUGGUGAUAGCACUUUUUGUGUCCCAUCUCAUCUUUCCAAAUGUCUACAGUAAUGUGAAGAACAAGCUUUGGCCACAGAUUCCAAACAUGGAACGGCUCCUGGAAGGAUAUCUCAACGAUUUUCAGAAAUAUUCCCAGCCUUUGCAGCCUACCUGUGACAAAGUUGUUGAUGAUGAGAUCCUGCCUCCAGUUCUGGAAAUCAUUUCUGAAGUAAAUGAAAGUGAGAAUAUAAAAUGUGUAGAAAUGCAAGAGGAUGCCUGUCAGAAAUACCACUUCAAUGAAUCCUCCACCAUCAAGCAACACAGAGGAAUGCCAAAUCAUGAAACUGAAAAUUCCAACACCCCCAGUCAGAAUUAUGUCAUUUUAGAUUUGCAAGACUCGUCAUCUCUUCCUGAGGAAAACAGUAACUGUCACAAGAGAGACGGAUCUAGCUCAUUGCAGAAUUCUCAAUUAAGAGUAUGUCCACUGAUCUCUGACACAAAGAAUCAUAAAGGACGUUUUGGAAAUGACAUCAAUGGGAAUAAACAGUUCUUGUCAGUGCAGUCGGUUAACAUCAAUAGCAUGAAGCAACAACACCCAACAUCGCUAGUCAGUUAUGAUGACAUGUUCUAUCUCUUUGGUCGCUUGAAUUUAUCAACAACUUUUGAUUAUCGAUCAAUGAGUACAACAGACAUUUCAAACCAUUCGUACCUCCUACUUCCUGAUUUAGCCCCAGAUAUUUUCUCACAACAGUUCUCAUUGGCCAAAGAAUAAAAAUAUCCAGUCAAGUGGACAGUAAUAUUCAGUGAAAAAGUAUAUUACUAAAUAGAUUACUUGUGCUGAUCUUUGUGGUCUUCUGUUGCUUUAACUACAGUUGCAAAUCCCAAUAAUUUCUUUGAAUCCUUAUCUCAGUUUAUCAAUAAUGUGCAAAGACUUAACUAAGCUUUUUCAUUGUUAAUUAAAGAACCAUUUUUCCACCUCACUUGUACAUGGUGCAGUAAAUUUCUAAAAACGAGUUGGAACCAGUCACUUGCUGUAUAUACUCAUGCAUAGGUUGAAUUUUGAAGAUGUUUUUAAAGCUGAAAUUAGGGGGUCAACUAAUACACAGGCACAAGAUUUGAGGGGCUGAAAUUCAUGUUACACUUUUUAACGAUAUUAACUUUUGGAUGUAUGGUGAAUAAAGUGUGAUAAGUACCAACAGACUUAGUACCGGUCUGAAUGAAGGAAUGAAUCAAAACCUGCUGUAGUAACCAAGUUCAAUAAGUAGAGUUAUGAAUGAAUGAAUAGGGAUGCAAUAUAGUAAACAGAGAGUGAUGAAUAGAGUUCAGUAUGAAUGAAUGAAUGCGAUUUAAUGUGAUAGAGUAGGGUCGACUUAUACACAAGAUAUAUGGAAAAUGCAAGAUUUUUUGGCCCAAAAUAAUGGGUUGACUUAUACAUGAGGUCGACUUAUACAUGAAUAUAUACAGUAUACACUAAUUUCUCUGUGUAUACCUAAUAUGAUAUAGACAAUGGCACUACUGUUGCAUUAUUGUUUGGAUUUCAGACUAAGCAAUGCAUUUUUGAAGAUAGCUACAAGACAUCAUGACAUAUAAUGCUCCUGCCUCGCCUUCAGUCAUUCUUUCAGUGCAAUACAGUCAGUGUUGAAUGUUCGUUCAGUCAGUUACGUAUACAUAAUGUACAGUAACAUCAGUAAGCUCAGGACCCAGGCUCUGCAUAAGUUUGUGAUAUUAUACCAUUGUAAAUGGUUAGUGUUCUA